AUGAUCGAGCUUUAUCUGUCCGCUGGAGCUAAUUGGGUGGCCUAUGGGGGCAGUGCAAGCCUGUUUACAGAGCUAUUUAAACUCAUUCUUUGCUCAUCCGGUACCGGCAAAUUCAUACGUUUCCAUAUUCUGGUUUUGCUUGCCCUUCUUGCUCUGGACUAUUUUAAUUCCCUAGCUUGUUACCGGGUAUUGGUGCAGUCCAACCCUGUCGAUAUCAACCAUGUCAUCCCAUGGCAUGGCGAUGUCCUUGGUAUCAAGGCCGAUUUAAAUCAAGUGGACUGGGUCAGGUUUGGUCUCGAGCACGGGGCAGACCCUAACCUCAAUCUCAUCGAAGAGUACAAGACACCACUAGCUGCGGCUGCGGAAUGUGGAAAUGAAGAAAUGGUCAAGCUAAUGCUCGACUACAGAACGCAAGCUCAAGGAAGUGGUGCGAUUGUUCUUGCUGCUGCGGGAGGCCAUACGAGUAUCGUGAAACUCUUACUUUCCAACGGCGCCGAUAUAAAUGAGACGGGGAUCCGAGGACCUCCUGGAGAUGAAUGGAAAGAUGACAUGGCGAGUCCACUACAUAAAGCAGCUGCCAAUGGACACAUCAAGACUAUCCAUUUCUUAAUCGAUGCUGGUGCGAAUGCGGACAUCGAGGAUGGGCAAGGAAGGACCCCUGAAGCUGUGGCGAUGGCGCACGGUUAA
Molecule: messenger RNA, 687 nt
Organism: Aspergillus thermomutatus
Lineage: Eukaryota; Fungi; Ascomycota; Eurotiomycetes; Eurotiales; Aspergillaceae
Product: ankyrin repeat domain-containing protein
Exons: 2
Coding region: 1-687 (228 amino acids)
Molecular function (GO): protein binding
Source: RefSeq, a predicted model, not a curated record